Messenger RNA from Girardinichthys multiradiatus, 2687 nucleotides. RefSeq names its product solute carrier family 35 member F2 (gene slc35f2). The coding region runs from base 135 to 1271 and encodes 378 amino acids. Gene Ontology annotation, biological process: transmembrane transport. Gene Ontology annotation, cellular component: membrane. Gene Ontology annotation, molecular function: transmembrane transporter activity. The transcript has 9 exons. The record is from RefSeq and is a predicted model, not a curated record. Lineage: Eukaryota; Metazoa; Chordata; Actinopteri; Cyprinodontiformes; Goodeidae.
CCAAAACGUUGCUAGCCUCCCCAAUUAAACAAGAAGAAGAAGAAGAGGAUGAAAAGGAGGAAUAUUUUCAUCUGGAAUAUACCCCGAUGAUGAAAUGAGAUGACAGAGGAGGAAAGGGCUGGGCUCUCAUAGAGAUGGAGGGGCCCGCAGGGGACAGUCUGUGUGGGAAAUGGAGGAAUGGCUGUGGAUUGUACAGAGACAAGCUGAAGGACAUCUUCUCAUGGCAGCUGCUGAAGACCAUCGCCAUGGGCCAGGUUCUGUCCCUGCUGAUUUGUGGGACCGCGGGGAGCUGUCAGUACCUGGCUGAUGCUGGGGUGGAGACGCCCAUGCUGCAGAGCUUCCUCAACUAUGCCCUGCUGCUGCUCACCUACACCCUGGCCCUCUGCACCCAUAAAGGUGACGCCAGCUUCCUGAAGGUCUUAAGAACCAAGUGGUGGAAGUAUUUGGUGAUGGGUCUGGCGGACGUUGAGGCAAACUACACAGUUGUGAAGGCCUACCAGUUCACCACCCUGACCAGCAUACAGCUGCUGGACUGCUUUGUGAUCCCAGUGCUGAUGGUCCUUUCAUGGAUCUUCCUGAAGACGCGCUACAGGCCGGUGCACUUUGUCGCGGUGAUGGUGUGUUUGGUGGGGGUUGGGGCCAUGGUGGGAGCCGACAUUAUAUCCGGGAGAGACCAGGGAUCCAGUAAGGAUGCUUCUCCUCAGGCCAGUGAUGUGGUGCUGGGUGACGGUUUGGUCCUGCUCAGCUCGGUUCUGUAUGCUGUAUCAAACCUGUGCCAGGAACACACGGUGAAGAACCUGAGCCGCGUUGAGUUCCUGGGAAUGAUGGGGCUUUUCGGGACUCUGAUCAGCGGCGUCCAGCUAGCUGCACUGGAAAUCAAUGCUGUUAAAGCAAUAAAAUGGGAUCUUUACAUCUGUAUGCUGUUUGCGGUCUACGCCCUGUGUAUGUACGCGCUCUACAGCUUCAUGCCUGUGGUGGUGAAGCUGACCAGCGCCACCACGGUCAACCUCUCUCUGCUUACCGCAGACCUCUUCAGCCUCUUCUGUGGCCUCCUCCUCUUCAACUACAAGUUUUCUGUCCUGUACAUCAUCUCGUUUGUCGUCAUCAUGAUGGGUUUUAUCAUGUUCAACGCCCUCCCGACCUACUCCGCUUUACACGGCGCUGCCGCCCAGGAGGCGGCCGACCCCAGGCCUGACCACGCCUCAGACUGCCUGCUGGCUGUAGACGGAGACGCUCGGAGAACUGAAACAGGUUCACCUUUCUGUGACUGAACAAAGACUCAUGCUGUGAUCCAAGGUCAGUUAUCACGGUCUCAUCGUUACAGUAAGAAAAGUGUUCUGGUUUCUGUUCCUGGUACUGGUACAUAAGAUAUAAGCAGAUAUUUUCUGUUCAUAUUUUAAUGCAACGACGGCAGCUGUUUAUUUAGGCCCCCCCGCCACCAAUCCUUUGUUUACCAAGUCAAGCCCUCAUUAUAGUCCAGUUUGUCUCUUCCUGCCUCCAGUUUGUAAACCAGCUGUUUCAGAUCCAAUGAACUGAAACUAUUGCGGAUCGUUUUUUGUUGUUUUUUUUGCUUUGUAGUUGAACAAUGAAUCGUGGAGAUAAACUGUUAUAAAAUACUCAAAUCUUGUGUGUUUAUGUUGGUUCUAAGCUACAUACAGACCAGUUAAUUUGGAUGGAAAACGACAGAUUCUGAGCAAUGACCAAAGCAAAAUAAUGGCACCUUCCUGCUGGUCGAUUUUAUUUAUUGGAAUCACUUUUAUAAUUUUUCUUCUUGUUUUUUUGUAGAGUGACCUGAACAGUGCUGUUAGGUAAAAUAUUAUUUAGUUAGAAUCAUUGUUAUUACAUAACCACAUUUCUGUGCAGUAGACUGUGUAGAUAAAGGAAAGUCACUUUAAAUCGUGUCUUCAGGUAAAAACAGAUGCCUGGUCGGUGUGAAAAGUCCUGCGGCAGAUGCUACUUUCCUCACCCAGGAAUACAUAAAGACCAAAACCACAAGGUGGUGAGGAGGGGAAUGUGAGCCCUUCAUGUGAUAGGAUCAGUUGCCAAAUAUUGACGCAUUAUUUUAGGGAUGAACCAAAAUGAACAUUUGGACCUAUAUUGAUAUCCGCUAUUAAUAUUUCUGUUAUGGUAACCGAUAUUUAUUUCCCUAACCUUUUAAUACGUUGAAAAAGUGCUUCUCUGCUUUAGUUAAAUGCCCACAAUCCUGUCCAUAGAGAAGAAUCGUUACACUGAGCAACACUUUACAUGAUUAGAAACAGAUUAAUAUGUUGCUUUUUACAGCUUUUUGUUUUACUCCAGAAUGAAGUAACAUUAAAACCUUGUGAAUAAGAACUAAAAUCAACGUUUUCUACGUAAGUGUCCUUUGGUUCCAUCUUUGCAUUCAUUUGUUGCCUAGGUUGAAGCUUUACCACCUGUGGCGAUUAUUAAAUAAAGUAAAUAUCUGGGACUGGAUGUAAAAAUGUCCAUUGAAGAUGAUUUCUGGUGGCAUGGAAAGUUCUGCAGCUAUCAUCUAAAUACAAAGUUCAGUUUGAACACAAACUACUCUAAAUGAUUUGUCGUUUUUGUUCUAUUGUCAUGAGUUUUUUUAAUGAACCAAAGAUGCUGUAAAUGACUUUGUACCGUCAGAGAAUCAUGUUACCAUGCAGCCAGAGUUUACGAUUUCUUUAUUAAUAAAUUGUUUUUUAUGA